CAGUGCAGACAGCAGCGGCCCCGAUCUGAUCGCUUUGUUAAACAAAAAAAAAUGAUAAAUUUGAAUUAAAAGCUUGUCGUAAAGGAAUUACAACUUACUCUCAGGACAUAUUUGCUGGAGUGUAAGGUCCAAGCUGCUGUAUACAUGGAGCUGAGCAGGAGGAAGGUGCCUCUCUAUGGCGAGGCCAAGGUAUUUGCAUUGCUGGAGGGGUUAGACACGGUGCCAGAGGAUGCUGAAGUCUAUGUUGUUCUGGAGGGAUCCACGCUGGUCCAUGUAACCCGGGCUCAAAACGAUGUCAUGCUCUACUUUAUUGUGCCAGGACACAAUCUGCCAGAGGAGGUGUCUGUGCAAGCCUAUCUAUGCUCUGAAUCCAUGCAGCUCACCUGGUUGGGCGGGGCUUCCUUAGAGUACGUACAUGAUGAUGCUCAGGACUUGGCAGAGCAUAUCAUAAUUCACGGACAUUGUCUGAAUGGCACGGAUCACAAGGAGCUGAGCAGCCUCUUCAGCCUGCGCCAGGAGGGCUCUCGGUGGGCUAUGGAUCGCAAAGUGGCCCUCGCCAUGGCCAACCUGGACAUUCCUCCAAACUGGAAUGUACUGGGCAGCCACCAUGGAGAUGGUCGCAUUCAUAGAGAGUGUCCCCUCCACCUGGCUGUGCGGUGGGGUUUUUAUCGUCUUGCAGAGCUGCUGCUUUGCCAGCCGGGGGGUUUGAUGGCUGUCAGUCUCCCUAAUGAAGAGGGAGUCACACCGCUGCAGCUGGCCCAGACCACAGGCAACACUGAGCUCCUGGAGCUGCUCACAAACCCACCCAACCCCCUCGCCACUCCACCAGCAGGUCUGACACAAGUGUGGGCAGAUCGGUCCCGCUUGCUGCGGUUUUGCCACGACACUGGGAACCUGACUCUGUCCGUUCGACAAAACCUGAGAUGGAGUUCGGUGCAGAGUCGAUACGCUGAUAUCCUCCUGCUCAGAAACAGGCUCAGAGAUGAGAACUUCCUCAGGGAGAUCAAAGCGCUCAGAAGGGAACAGGUGGAAACCAUAACGGAGAAGGAAGAACUUGUGGAUGAUCCUGCGGACACCGCUCUGUAUGCUGACAUGAACGGAGAAAAUUCUGCUGAUGAAAAUGUUCUCAACUUCUUCGCUGAGGACUGCGAGGAGCCGUUGAUUUUUGCCCUGAAUGAGGAGGACGAAGAGGACGAUCCUUCACACUCUGGCUCCGGUAAAUGUCUUAAGGUUUCCUUUAGCACAAGUGUUUUCUUUACAACUUGGCUUUAACUCUUGAGCUUCUCAUGCUUCUGCAAGAGAUCAGGCUUUGUGCUGAUUUAAACAGAUCAUUGCUGGUUUAUUUGUAGGAU
This is a messenger RNA of Poecilia latipinna (sailfin molly), 1352 nucleotides long. RefSeq names its product rho guanine nucleotide exchange factor 28-like. The transcript has 10 exons. The record is from RefSeq and is a predicted model, not a curated record. Gene Ontology annotation, biological process: regulation of Rho protein signal transduction. Lineage: Eukaryota; Metazoa; Chordata; Actinopteri; Cyprinodontiformes; Poeciliidae. The coding region runs from base 145 to 1272 and encodes 375 amino acids.